GACGCCAUAUUGGUUAGCUUGGCGCUCACUGUGAUGUUGUAAUUUUCCUGAGUAAUGACUGAGUUUCACAGAAAUUAUAUUAUUUAAAUUGUGAUUUGUAAUUUUAGACAGUAGUGCAGUGAGUAUUGUUAAAACAAAAUGGAUCCAGCUAAGAUGAAAGUGGUAGAUCUAAGAUCCGAGCUAGGCGCUCUGGGCUUGGAUACGAAGGGUAACAAACCGGCAUUAGUGGAAAGAUUGAAAAAGGCUUUGGAAGCUAAAACCGGAAAAGCGAUACUCGACACAACGAUACUUGACACUUCUACCGAGGAUGUUGAUGAACCAGCCACACCAAGAAGAUCCCCGGCAGCCAGAGCUACAAGACGAUCUUCAUCCUCAAGGAUAUGUCCGACACCAGCUAAGAUACCAAGAGAGGAUCCUCCGAAACCUAUCCAGGAAGAUCCGAAUGAAACGGCACAGGAACCAGAAGAUAAGGUUGAACCGGUGAAACCUGAACCCACAACUGAACCCACCCCUGAAGCCACCCCUGAACCCACCCCUGAACCCACCCCUGAAGCCACGCCUGAACCAAACCAAGAAGUUCCCAAAGAGGAACCGAUUCCAGAAGAAAUACCAGCUACCCAGCCGGAACAGGUGCCGGAGCCGGUCCCACAACCAAUUCCAGAACCUGUUCCGGAACCAAUUCCAGAACAAGUGAAAGCAGAUACACCACCAGAUAACGAACCUAAGUCGGAUGAAAUGUACAACAUUGACGACUUAAGCCAAUCUCCGAUUAAUGAAAAUAAUGAUGACAAAGAGACCAACGAUGAUAGAGAUAACAUGGACCAGCAGGAGGACAGUCAGGAGAGAGAUGCCGAGAACACUGAGAAUGUAGAAGAAGACGCUAGAGAUGACAUGGACGAGAGGAGAGAGUUGUAUCUCGAGCACCAGAGAGAAAAGCAGUUAUCGGAACAGGAAGAGUGGGAUCUUCUCAACGAGAGAUUAGUGCAGAAGGAGAAAGAGAGAGUUGAGAGGGAAAAGAUAGAGGCGGAAGAAGAAGCUAAGAAGAUCGAAGAAAUUAGUAAGGAUCCCAUCAAAUUGCAGCGCCUAAAACGCAAACAAGAGAAGAAAUCUCGCUGGACCAACUUCUAUAAGGCCGUAGAAGUCACAAAUCAAGUCCUCGCUCCACCGACCGAGGAACCUCCAGACAGUAAACAGAAGGAGGAAACGGAAACGGUCGUCCCGGAACCGGAACUGGAUGACAGUAAAGUCACGUUAUCAUGGUAUGACAGUGACCUCAACCAGUACCUAGAGCUUCCAGAGUUAAAUUCAGUGAUUCCUCUCAACGAGGGCGCCUUCGCGUACGCCUGGGCCGGAGCCCGAGCCACGCACGGGGUCACACACGGACGGCUGUGCUAUGAGGUUAGAAUUGGUUCUUUGGUGACGAGUACGGAGAGCGCUGAGAAGGAACCUCUAACAACUGGCCUGAGAGCUGGAUGGUCUACGGACGACACCUCGCUGCAUCUGGGUGAAAAUUCACUCAGCUGGGGCUACGAGAGCACCGGCAGAGCUGUGAACAACUCGGAGUUCAAGGCGUACGGGAAGCAGUUCAACGAGAAAGAUGUCAUCGGCUGCUACUUGGAUCUCGACUCGACGCCUUGUACAAUGUCGUACACCUUGAACGGCGAAGAACUUGGAACGGCUUUCGAGUUCGAUAAGGAGAUAUUGGAGGGUAGAGCGGUGUUCCCUCACGUGCUGACGAAAAACAUGUGCUACAAAGUCAACCUGGGAUACGAUCGAUACACCAUGCUAACGAAAACUAAAAUAGUACGCAAUCGUGUCGAAAUACCCAUAGAACAAGUUCUAGAAGAGAAGAGAAUGAGAGAAGAGAAGAUCAAGCAGAAUAAAGAAGAUGUUGUUAAAACCACUACGGAGAAGAGUGACAAUGAGAAUCAGGAAAUACAAAAAAGUGAAGAAAAUAAAGAUGAUAUACAAGAAAAGAAUGAUAAGGAACAUGAGAUGGAGGUAGAUCAAGAUAGAGACAGAGAUAUAGAACAUGUGAAGAAUGAAAAAGAAGCAGAAGACAAACAAGAAGAUACGGAGAUGGAGGCGCAGGGAGAUGAGAAAGAAUUCAAUGAAAAUGGCGAAAAAGCAGAAAAAGCGGUUACAGAUGAUAUGACCAUGGAAACCAAUGAUGCAGAGGCGGGUUCAGGAAGAGAUGAGCAUUCUGAAAUUCAAGAGGUCACCGAGGAACAAGUGAUGGGAGGUCUUGUUUUGGACAAACGGAUCAAAUUUGUUAUAAGAUACACAGUAGAGGAAGAAUUAGACGGACCUGAGGCGAGCGUUCUCCCGGGAUACGAGUUCAUAGCCAAGGGUGACCUGGUCGACGGCCCGCGGCGGCCGGGGAGUUGCGACGAGUGUGAGGUUAUAUUGAUGGUGGGUAUGCCGGGUUCGGGGAAAACCUACUGGGCUAAGCAACAUUGUGCCAAGAAUCCAGAGAAGAGAUAUAAUAUAUUAUCAACAGGAGCUUUGUUUGACCGCAUGAAGGUGGAUUGUAAGGCGUUCCGUACUGCCUACGAAGGUAAAUGGGACGCUAUGGUGACUAAGUGUGCUAAAUGCGUCGUCAAGUUACUAGAAAUAGCAAAGGGAAGGCGGAGAAACUUCAUACUCGAUCAGACGAAUGUAUAUCCGUCAGCUCAACGUCGUAAACUACGAGAAUUCUCCGGCUAUCGUCGUAUAGCGGCCGUCGUUGUUGUCAAUGAGGAAGACCAGAGACAAAGAGCCGCGGCCAGAGAGGCGGCUGACGGUAAGGAGGUUCCAGACGCGGCCAUAUUGGAUAUGAAAGCGAACUUCACGUUACCGGAGAAGGGUUCGUUCGUCGAUGACGUCAUAUACACGGAACUCAAUGAAGAGGAGGCCCGGAAGGUCCUGGACACGUAUCACUCCGAGGCAGCGGCGGCCGGCGCUAUGAAGGAGAGAGACAAGAGAGCGAGGUCCACCUCCAGGGAGAUAUCAGGGAAGAGGCAGAGGUCGCCCGAACGAGCGAGGGAUCAUAGGAGACCCAGGGACCACACCAGAGAGAGAGAUGAUCGUUGGUCCGGAGGUAGUCGUUGGGGUCCACCGGCGCCACGGGGUCGUUGGGGUCGGGAUAGACCCCCGCAUCCUAGGUUCGAUAGGAAUUGGUCACAAAGAAACGAUUUUGGUCGCGAUGGCGGUUUCCGUGGCGGUCGCAUGGGAUCUCGGCAGGAUAGAGGUCCGGGGCCUAACCUGGGUGGGCCCGGGGGACCUGGGGGUCCGCGUGGGCCUCCCGGGGACCGUUUCCAGAGAGACCACAGACCCCAGAACAGAGGACCCCCUCAUCAACCUGAUAAGAGACCGGCAGGGCCGCCUCCUGGUUCAUGGCAGCGAGGUUCCGGGCCACGUGGCGGAGGUCACAUGGGGCAUGGACCAAGACAGGAUAACCAGAACCAAAGCCAGAAUCACAGCCAAAACCAAAACCAGCAGUGGAACCAGUGGGCCGGUAACUGGGGAGGCUGGGGUAACUGGAAUAAUCAAAAUCCAGGAUGGAACAACUGGAAUAAUUGGUGCUGGGGCAACCAGAACUCCGGCCAGGGGCAGGGACAGGUACAGGGGCAGGGUCCAGCCGGGAAGGGACCUUCAGGACAGGUACAGGCACAGGCGGGGCAGGGGCAGGGACAAGGACAGGGCCAGGGUCAGGGUCAAGGCUGGCAGAACUACAAUGCACAGCAAUGGUUCCAGUGGCAGCAGUGGCAGCAACAGAACUGGCCCGGGUACGGCCAGCAACAACAACAACAGCAACAAGGCGGCGCCAACAGCGGAGAUAACGCUCAGGCGUGGGCACAGUUCUAUCAGAACUACGGCGCCGGCAACAACGGCAACUCCAACCCGGCCUUGGAAAAGAAGUGAUGACGUCACCACCACACAACACAAUGGCGACGCACACACUCACACACACACACACACACAGCUGACAGUUUAUAUACAUAGGUAGUUUACAGACGGAAUUACAGUAAUUAUAAUUAUAUAGAAUUAUUAAUAUAAAAAUUAUAUAAGUUUUGAGAAACUAGAAAGCAGUCGCCGUCGCCUCCGAUGUAACCGGAGCGCGCUAAGAUGUUUACUGAUAUAAUUUCGUUCAAACUAACAGAAGAGAAAUGUAUUUUUUUAUAUAAAUAUCGCACUUUUCAUUAAUUUGUUUGUUUAUUUUUAAUUCUCAAACGAUUUUUUAUAAGUAAAAAUCGGUUUAGAUAUAAGACAAUGUACAUACAGAAAGUUGAGUCUAAGACAUUCAUACUUACGACUGUGUAAGUUCAUAGUUUAGAAAUAUAUCGCGAGGAGCUCGUGCGUGCUGACGUUCAGGUCCACUCCCGCGCGACUCGACCUUCAUGCUAACGAUACAAAUAAAUAGUGAUAAGAAAA
This is a messenger RNA of Danaus plexippus (monarch butterfly), 4413 nucleotides long. Its product is annotated as heterogeneous nuclear ribonucleoprotein U-like protein 1. Gene Ontology annotation, molecular function: protein binding. The record is from RefSeq and is a predicted model, not a curated record. The transcript is spliced from 28 exons. The coding region runs from base 139 to 3903 and encodes 1254 amino acids. NCBI's taxonomy places the organism in Eukaryota, Metazoa, Arthropoda, Insecta, Lepidoptera, Nymphalidae.